AGGGAGAAGUUACAGUACAGUAAUGUGACCCUUUCUGUGUGGACUUUGAGUAGAGUGGGGAAGGUGAUGUGUGGAAUAUAAGACAACAAGGAAAGAUGGCACAGGCUCCUCAGAGGCAUGAGAAGCCCAGCUGGACCAGGGAAGAGUUGAGCUGCCUACUGGUUGGUGAUGGAGCUGUGGGGAAGACCAGCAUGAUCAUCAGCUACAUCUUCAACGGAUACAACAGCGAGUACAGGCGGACUGCUUUUGACGUGUUUACUGGAUUGGUGCAUGUGAAUGGAGUCCAAACACGGCUCAAAUUGAUAGAUACAGCUGGACAGGAGGAGUUUGGCCAUCUUCGCUCCCUGUGCUAUGCCCACGUGGACGUCUUCAUCCUGUGCUUCAGCCUCGUCAAUCCUGUCUCUUUUGACAACAUCACUUCCAAAUGGAUACCACAGAUCCGUGCACGGAACACAACUUCUCCUAUCAUUCUGGUGGGGACCCAGUCCGACCUUCGCUACAAUGUGGACGUCCUCAUUCAUCUGGACCAGCGGUGUGCCAAACCGGUGGGUCCGCGCCAGGCCAAGAGGCUGGCACGCCGCAUCCGAGCUUAUGACUACAUUGAGUGUUCAGCUCUGACCCAACACCUCCUCAAAGAUGUCUUUGACUGCGCCAUUUUUGCCGCAAUCAAGCAAAAGCACAAUAUUGCAAAAAGCAAAAAGCUAACUUUGGUUCGGUGCCUUAAGACAUUUUAUGAUUGUGGAUGGAGGAAAAUGUUCAAAUUGAUGUGAGAUGACUGGA
Dunckerocampus dactyliophorus (ringed pipefish) is the source of this 780-nucleotide messenger RNA. Its product is annotated as rho-related GTP-binding protein RhoV-like. The record is from RefSeq and is a predicted model, not a curated record. The coding region runs from base 96 to 770 and encodes 224 amino acids. Gene Ontology annotation, biological process: small GTPase-mediated signal transduction. The transcript is spliced from 3 exons. NCBI's taxonomy places the organism in Eukaryota, Metazoa, Chordata, Actinopteri, Syngnathiformes, Syngnathidae. Gene Ontology annotation, molecular function: GTPase activity; GTP binding.